Leishmania mexicana MHOM/GT/2001/U1103 is the source of this 2076-nucleotide messenger RNA. RefSeq names its product putative GTP-binding protein. Gene Ontology annotation, molecular function: GTP binding; microtubule binding; GTPase activity. The record is from RefSeq and is a predicted model, not a curated record. Bases 1 to 2076 code for a protein of 691 amino acids. The transcript has a single exon. Lineage: Eukaryota; Euglenozoa; Kinetoplastea; Trypanosomatida; Trypanosomatidae. Gene Ontology annotation, cellular component: membrane; microtubule; cytoplasm.
AUGGACCAGUUGAUCAGCGUGAUAAACGAGCUUCAUGACGCCUUCGCCGGCGUCAAGAUGAACAUCAAGCUCAACCUCCCCCAGAUCGCUGUCGUCGGUAGUCAGAGUUGUGGCAAGAGCUCUGUGCUGGAGUCGAUCGUCGGAAAGGACUUUUUGCCGCGCGGAUCCGGCAUUGUCACACGCUGUCCCCUCGUGCUGCAGCUCGUGCAGCUGCCCAAGUCAAACAAUGAGGAGUGGGGCGAGUUCCUACACAUCCCCCAAAAGAAGUUUUAUGACUUCAACGAGAUCCAAAAUGAAAUCACACGCCGCACGAUCGAAAUGGCCGGCCCGUCCGCGAUCACGGAUAAGCCGAUCAGCCUCAAGGUUUACUCGAAGACGGUGCUGAACCUGACUCUCGUGGACUUGCCUGGUCUGGUGAUGAACGCCGUUGGCGAUCAGCCAAAGGACAUUGACCGCCAGAUCAAGGAUAUGGUGACGCGCUACGUGUCGCCCAAGAACACAAUCAUUCUGGCUAUUUCUCCUGCCAACACCGAUCUUGCCACAAGCCAGUCGCUGCGCCUGGCAAAGCAGCUGGACCCCGACGGUUUGCGCACGGUCGGUGUGCUCACAAAGAUUGACUUGAUGGACAAGGGCACGGACUGUCUUGACAUACUGCAGAACAGGGUCCUACAGCUCCGCCACGGCUUCAUCGGCGUUGUGUGCCGUAGUCAGCAGGAUAUCAACGAUCGCAAGUCAAUGGAGGGUGCCCGGCGGAGCGAGUACGAGUUCUUUGCAAACUCGCCCAUCUACUCCCCCAUCGCGGAGGAGGCUGGUACCACCUACCUUAGCAAGAAGCUGAACUUUUUGCUGCUGGAGCACAUCAAAGCCGUUAUUCCAGACCUGAAGCGCCACGUGGACCAACUGAUGGAAGCCACCAAGAAGCAGAUGGAGAAACUGGGCAUGUUUGAUCAGGACAUCACCGAGCCCACUGCACAGCUGCUGUACCUUAUCAAGCUGUUCAGCGACACGCUGAAUCAGACGAUCGAUGGUGGUAUCACGGAUGCCACGAAGGAGCUGCUUGGUGGGGCGCGUCUGGACUACAUCUUCCACGAGUGCUUCGCCACCUACGUGACCAGCCUGAGCGCCACGAAAGAUCUCACAGACGAAUACAUCCGCAUCAACACGCGCAACAUGGCCGGUAUGCACGCCACUCUGUUCCCCUCCGACCAGGUGUUUGUCGCCUUGUCAAAGCAGCAGAUCACCCGUCUCGAGGAGCCGUGCAUCAAGUGCGUCACCUUCGUCUACGAGGAGCUGAGCAAGAUCGUUGAAACCUGCGCUGGCAAGGUGGACCGCUAUCCGAACCUGAAGGAGGCUAUCAUUUCGAUUUGCAAGAAGAUGCUGCUCGACUACCGCAAACCAACCUCAACGCACGUGCGCACCAUCAUCCAAGCCGAGCGCGGCUUCAUUAACGUGAAGCAUCCUAUGAUGGACGAGUUGGCGCAGCGCGCGUUCGCGAAUAUCUACGGCACCGCGAACGGAGAGUCGUCCUCGCCGGAGAAUUCGAGAGACCCGAACGCCUCACCAGCUGGCGGCACACAGACGGAUCCAAAGCAGGGCGGAAAAGACAUCAAGAAAGGCAACAAGGAUGAAAAGAGGCCGGAUAAGUCGAAGGAUCACGCCAACGCCGACAAUGCCAUGAGCCACGGAGGCAAGUCCGUCAUGACCGAUGUGCCGUCGCGCAUUAUGCUAGGCAAAAACAUGACGACGCACGAGCAGUACAUGAACAGCGCCAUUCGCGAGAUGGUGGAGGGCUAUUUUUCGAUUGUAAAGGCCAACGUCGCCGAUCAGGUACCCAAGGCCAUUACGCUGCUAAUGAUCGCUCGCUUGCGAGAAGAGGUCUAUGCGCGCCUGGUGUCUCAGUUGUACUCGGAGAAGACGGCCAAAGCACUGCUCUCCGAGCCUCCAGGCAUUGCGACGCAGCGGAAGGCGGCCAAGGAGAUGCUCGAGGCCCUCACCAAGGCGCAGGAUGCGCUCAACAGCGUGCGCGACUACCAGCUUACCAAGGAACCGUCCUCGUCUAUACAAGCUGCCGACUAA